Gambusia affinis (western mosquitofish) is the source of this 990-nucleotide messenger RNA. Its product is annotated as anionic trypsin-2-like. Gene Ontology annotation, molecular function: serine-type endopeptidase activity. The coding region runs from base 31 to 783 and encodes 250 amino acids. The transcript has 6 exons. The record is from RefSeq and is a predicted model, not a curated record. NCBI's taxonomy places the organism in Eukaryota, Metazoa, Chordata, Actinopteri, Cyprinodontiformes, Poeciliidae. Gene Ontology annotation, biological process: proteolysis.
UGCAGACAUUCACAGGAAGCUGGACCAGCAAUGGCUCUGCUGAAGGUUCUGCUGCUGCUGGGUCUGGGUGUUUCAGUGAACUCAGGUGUUUCUCUGCAGAAGAGAAUCAUUGGAGGUCAAAACUGUCAAGAUACGGAGCGUCUAUAUCAUGUUCGACUGGAGAGCAGGAGGGGUGAUAGAAAGUUUGGCUGUGGAGGAUCUCUGAUCAGCCGUCAGUGGAUCCUGACUGCAGCUCACUGCUAUAACUCAGAGCCAGGAUGGACUAAUGUAGCAAUGUUAAAAGUUCAUCCACGGAGUGUUAUACACUACAGUCAGGUAAUCCAAGAUGCUCCUGUGAUUUAUACCCACGACGGUCAUCAGCAUGGCAUCAUCUUACUGAAGCUUCAGACACCAGUACCAGAUUUCCCACUGGUUCGGCUACCAGACUGCAGUUAUUGUCUUAAAAUAGGCGAUAUUGUUCAGCUGGCAGGAGAGGGACCAACGACAACUGGCCCCAAUAAUCAGCGAUUAACAGCUGCUCCUCUUCCAGCACAUCUUCAGUGUGUCGACAUGAAAGUUAUUCAGUUUUCUGGCUUCAUCCCGACAUUUGGGCAUGUAUUCUAUGCAGAAGCAUCGAACAAGGAUAUAUGUUAUGGCGAUAUUGGUGGAGCAGCGGUGCACAACGGCAUGAUUUAUGGUGUGAUUUCUCUUGGUCAGCCAGACCAUGCAUGUCAGAGACCAGCUGCAAUUCUUGAUGUGUGUGAAUAUCUGGAGUGGAUAAAACAAACAACUGGGAUUGAAUAAAACAUAAAUUAUUAUGAAAUAAAAUUCUCAUCAAAUUUCAUCUCACACCUAAAUUUAUAAUUGUAUUUUCAUCAGUUUGAUCCACUUCUUUGUAGAAUUAGAAUAAAUCAAUAGGUUGGUUUUUCUCUCCUUAUCUUUACCUCCCUAAUGAAUAUUUCUCUGCCUCAGAAAUGAAAAAUAAAUCAAUAAAUGCAUGAAAAAGAAACA